UCUGGCUCCAGCAAACAGCUCCUCUGUGGUUCUUUUCUGUUGCAAAACCCCGGGGGAGGCUGGGUUGGAAGGGCAGCGCCGUCACCCACACGGCUUCGGAGGGGAGGGCUCUCUGCCAAGCCCUCUGGAGAUCGCCGGCCCACUCGCUUUCCUCGAGGAGGCACGCAGGGACUCGCUUUCGCAGCCUCGUCAGAGAAGCACCCCAAAUUAGACCCCUUUGGGUGGAUGCAUCCUCAACCGAAAAGAAGAAGGAGGUGGCCCUGAAGCCUCAUCUCUUGAGCAGCCUGGAGGGAUGCAGUGAGAUGGCAGACGAGGGAAUGACGGGACGUCUUUAUGGAAGGAGGCUGGAAUGGGUGGAAAUCAUCGAGCCUCGAACCCGGGAGCGCAUGUAUGCCAACCUCAUCACGGGGGAAUGCGUGUGGGACCCUCCCGCUGGGGUGCGGAUCAAACGGACGAAUGAAAACCAAUGGUGGGAGCUCUUUGACCCCAACACCUCCCGUUUCUACUACUACAAUGCCACCACACAGAGGACAGUGUGGCACCGGCCACAGAACUGCGAUAUCAUCCCUCUGGCCAAGCUGCAGACCCUGAAGCAGAACACGGAAUCACCGAGGGCUUCCACGGAAAACAGCCCUGGGAGGAGCAGCAAUGUCAGCAGGGAGGGCAGCACCAGCUCCUCCCUGGAGCAGGAGCUGGAGGGCAGUGAGAAGGUUCAGGAGCAGAGGACGAGCCGGCAGUCAUCCCAGUAUGCCGUCGUGAAGGAAGAAACGGAAAGUUCGUCGCCUUCUGGAGUCUUUGAGAAAGAAUAUGACAUUUAUCGGGAUUACAGUGCGGAAGGUCAACUCCUCCACUACAGGACAUCAUCCCUACGAUGGAAUGCCGGCACCAAGGAACGGAUGCUGAUCAAGGUGACCGACCGCGAGCCAAGCUUCCUCAUGCACCAAGGCAACGGCUACACCCAUGAAAACCAACCAGGCACCCGCUCACGGCGACCUUCAGGAGGCCAACAGUCGCCCAACCUACAGACCUUCUCCUCCGAUGCCGACAACUCUGUUUUCUUCCCGGAGAGGAAGCAAUCACCCUUCUUGAAGAGAGCCGAGCACGUGGGCAGCUGCUCACCACUGCUUGGCCGGGGUGACUCCUUCUGCUCCCCUCUCCAAGCCCAACACCGCAAGCACUCCAGCGAGUCCCAACCCUCCUCGCCCCGCUACGCCUACGAGCCGCCCCUCUACGAGGAACCUCCCAUGGAAUACCAAGCUCCCAUCUACGAUGAACCCCCCGUGGACAUGCAGUACGAAGCCAGCGGGAGCUACAAAGCUGGCUCGCCGCAGAAGUCACCCAUCCGUAAACCUCACCCCUUCCUCCAGUCGCCCAAGCAAGGUUCUAACUCGCCCUACCAGCAGUUGGUCCUCACCAAGCAGAAGUGUCCUGACCGGUUCAUGAGCUUGGAAUACAGCCCCGCUGGCAAGGAAUACGUCAGGCAACUGGUCUACGUCGAGCAAUCCGGCUCCAGCCCCAAGAUGAAGACAGGGUUGAGGCACAAAUAUUCCCCCAAUCCCAUCGGUGGUUCCUACUCGCUGCAGCACAGCCCUUGCCUGGUCCGGGACCAACGCUUGGAGAUCAAAUCAGGUGACUACAGCAGCAUGGAGGGCCCCGAAUUCUGUCCUGGGUCAACAGGUGGCCAAGUGGCCCAGGGGGAGGACUCCAUGUCAUGGUCCAGCCAACAGGACACCUUGUCCUCCACCGGUUACUCACCCUCCACCAGAAAGAGGAAAAGCCGAAAGCCUUCCGUGUCCCAUGACCCCAACACCUCUUCCACGGAUGGCUCAGGGGACCGGGAGGUGCUGAGCGAGCAGAUGUUGGGUGAGGAACGAGCCACUCCAGGUCCCAACAGGUCCCCAAUGAACCGUACGGAGAGCAAAGCGGCAGAAGCGGAGGUGGCACGGGGCUUCCCCGAGCCCUUCUUGGCCCAAGCACGCUUGGCUUGGGAAGCCCAACAAGCCCAUUAUCACAUGAAGCAACGGAGCAGUUGGGAUUCCCAAAAGGACGGUUCAGGCUACGAGAGCGAUGGUGCCCUCCCUUUACCCAUGCCGGGUCCGGUGGUGCGAGCCUUCAGCGAGGACGAGGCGUUGGCGCAGCAGGAGAACAAGCACUGGAAGAGGAACACCUUCGAGAAGCUGGGCUUCCCUCAGAUCCUGCUGGAGAAAAGUGUCUCCGUUCAAACCAACCUGGCCUCCCCCGAGCCCUACCUGCAUCCAUCUCAGUCAGAGGACCUCGGUGCCUGCGCCCAGUUCGAGAACAGCCGACAAACCAGGAACAUGAUGCCUAGCGCCAGCUGUGUCUUCCCCACCUUCAACCUACGGAAGCCCUCCUCGGAGACGGACAUUGAGAACUGGGCCUCCAAGCACUUCAACAAGCACACCCAAGGGCUCUUCCGCAGGAAGGUGUCCAUCGCCAACAUGCUGGCCUGGAGCAGCGAGUCCAUCAAGAAACCCAUGAUCAUGACCAACGACCGCAACGUCAAGAAGGAAGCGUGUGAGAUAUUUAAACUGAUUCAGAUGUAUAUGGGGGACCGGCGGGCCAAGACGGACCAACUCAACGUGGCCUUGGAGAUCGCCACCAAAGGUUGGAGCAUGCAGGGUCUAAGAGACGAGCUCUACAUCCAGCUGUGCCGGCAGACCACCGAGAACUUCCGUUACGAGAGUCUGGCCCGAGGCUGGGAGCUCAUGGCCAUUUGUUUGGCCUUCUUCCCACCCACUCCCAAAUUCCAUUCCUAUCUUGAAGGAUACAUCUACAGGCACAUGGAUCCGGUGAAUGACACUAAAGUGACUCAGCACCUCUCCGAGCUCCUGGCCAGGACCCACAAGAAGAAACCCAAACUGAGAAAGAAGCCCAAGCCCCCGGUGGAGGAGCGCCAGGGUAGGGGCUCCGCGCCGGCCUCGCUCGGCUCGCGGCGGGGGCGAACAACGCAUCGCAUCUCAAAGGGGGUGGCCAUAAGCACUUACGCCAAGUACUGCUACAACAAACUACAGAAGGCAGCGUUGACGGGCGCCAAGAAGGGCCUGAAGAAGCCAAACAUCGAGGAGAUUCGCCACGCCAAGAACGCCGUCUUCAACCCUUCCAUGUUCGGCAGCUCCCUGCAGGACAUCAUCAACAUGCAGAAGGAACGUUACCCCGACCGGCAGCUGCCCUGGGUGCAGACCCGCCUCUCCGAGGAGGUCCUGGCCCUCAACGGGGACCAGACCGAGGGCAUCUUCAGAGUUCCUGGUGACAUCGAUGAAGUCAAUGCCCUCAAGCUGCAGGUGGACCAGUGGAAGAUCCCCACGGGCUUGGAGGAUCCCCAUGUUCCUGCCUCCCUGCUGAAGCUCUGGUACCGGGAGUUGGAGGAACCGUUGAUCCCUCACGAAUUUUACGAGCAGUGCAUCACCCACUACGAGAACCCCGAGGCGGCCAUCGCUGUCGUCCACUCUUUGCCCAGGAUCAACAAAAUGGUGCUGUGCUACCUCAUCCGCUUCCUACAGGUGUUCGUGCAGCCGGCCAACGUGGCCAUCACCAAGAUGGACGUCAAUAACCUGGCCAUGGUGAUGGCUCCCAACUGCCUGCGCUGCCAAUCGGACGACCCGCGGAUCAUCUUCGAGAACACCCGCAAGGAGAUGUCCUUCAUCCGGGUGCUCAUCCAGCACCUCGACACCAGCUUCAUGGAGGGCGUCCUAUAGCAGCCGCCGU
Molecule: messenger RNA, 3726 nt
Organism: Cuculus canorus (common cuckoo)
Lineage: Eukaryota; Metazoa; Chordata; Aves; Cuculiformes; Cuculidae
Gene: ARHGAP39
Product: Rho GTPase activating protein 39
Exons: 11
Coding region: 303-3716 (1137 amino acids)
Biological process (GO): signal transduction
Cellular component (GO): cytoskeleton; cytoplasm
Molecular function (GO): protein binding; GTPase activator activity
Source: RefSeq, a predicted model, not a curated record